Molecule: messenger RNA, 726 nt
Organism: Colletotrichum karsti
Lineage: Eukaryota; Fungi; Ascomycota; Sordariomycetes; Glomerellales; Glomerellaceae
Exons: 1
Coding region: 1-726 (241 amino acids)
Source: RefSeq, a predicted model, not a curated record
AUGGACUACCCUAACGCCGAAGCCCUCAACUCAUCUGUACCUGGGGUCUGGCGGAAGCUUGCGAGAAAACCAGGCGAGCUGUACCGGUGGGGUUUUUACCUUUACCGCGCAACGUACGAUGAUCAACAUCUUUGGGAGCGUUACAUUUCUUUUCUUUCUGGGAUGGCGUCCAGUUAUUUGGCAAGGGACACCACCCACAGACGGCAGGAGAUCCGAGACAAAUUCAGACUCUCCCUGGUCGAGGACCCAGAUGCCCUGGACGGCGCAACUAUGAACGAUGUCAAAGCAAGAUUUCAAAACUGGUCAGACAGUCUGCCCGACGAGGGAAUCGAAGAUGAAGAGGUUCCAAAGGAGCAAAACCGCGAUUACGCUCGGUUUAGGUACUGCUUGUUCGUGGACGCUGAGUGUUUGGAGUCGUUUAAGCAACAGGAGGGCAGAUUGAACGACUACGCUGGCGGAGAUCAUGCUGAAGGUGGUGCAUUCGUAAAAGUCAUCAACGCGGAACACCAAGUCAUUGACUCCGAAGGCGAUGACAGUGAAGCCGACGAGAAUCUGGAGGAAGAGGAAGCAGGCCAAGAGGAAGAUGGUUUCGAGGAAGACUGGAUGUACAUCGAUUGCAGAUGGGUUUGCGCAUUCUACGACAUUGUGCAAGACGGAGGGUACGAAUGGGACAGGCAACUGGGGAUGUGUAAAUACCCGACAAAGACGCCUUGGAGGCGUUGCUAG